Cynocephalus volans (Philippine flying lemur) is the source of this 3903-nucleotide messenger RNA. RefSeq names its product MORC family CW-type zinc finger 3 (gene MORC3). The transcript has 17 exons. NCBI's taxonomy places the organism in Eukaryota, Metazoa, Chordata, Mammalia, Dermoptera, Cynocephalidae. Gene Ontology annotation, molecular function: ATP hydrolysis activity; zinc ion binding. The record is from RefSeq and is a predicted model, not a curated record. Gene Ontology annotation, cellular component: PML body; nucleus. The coding region runs from base 40 to 2862 and encodes 940 amino acids.
UGUGACUGAGGCCGGUCCUGGCUUUGUAACUCGCUCAAGAUGGCGGCGCAGUCACCCAGCGGGAUCCGCCUCAGCGCGCUUUGCCCGAAGUUUUUACAUACAAAUUCUACUAGUCACACUUGGCCGUUCAGUGCAGUUGCUGAAUUAAUAGAUAAUGCUUAUGAUCCUGAUGUGAAUGCUAAACAGAUAUGGAUUGACAAAACAGUAAUAAAUGAUCAUAUAUGCUUGACAUUCACUGAUAAUGGGAAUGGUAUGACUUCAGAUAAAUUACAUAAAAUGCUAAGCUUUGGCUUCAGUGACAAAGUCACCAUGAAUGGUCAUGUUCCAGUUGGAUUGUAUGGGAAUGGCUUCAAGUCAGGUUCUAUGCGUUUGGGUAAAGAUGCAAUUGUUUUUACCAAAAAUGGAGAGAGCAUGAGUGUGGGCUUCUUAUCUCAGACCUACUUGGAAGUCAUAAAAGCAGAACAUGUUGUUGUCCCGAUAGUGUCAUUCAACAAGCACCGACAGAUGAUUAAUUUAGCAGAAUCAAAAGCAAGCCUUGCUGCAAUUCUGGAACAUUCUCUCUUUUCUGCGGAACAGAAAUUACUGGCAGAACUUGAUGCAAUUAUGAGUAAGAAGGGAACAAGGAUCAUCAUUUGGAAUCUUAGAAGCUACAAAAAUGCAACAGAGUUUGAUUUCGAAAAGGAUAAAUAUGACAUCAGAAUUCCUGAGGAUUUAGAUGAGACAACAGGAAAAAAAGGGUACAAGAAGCAAGAAAGGAUGGACCAAAUUGCUCCCGAGAGUGACUAUUCCCUGAGGGCUUACUGCAGUAUAUUAUAUCUAAAGCCAAGAAUGCAGAUCAUCUUACGUGGACAGAAAGUGAAGACACAAUUAGUUUCAAAGAGCCUGGCCUAUAUCGAACGUGAUGUUUAUCGACCCAAAUUUUUAACUAAAACAGUGAGAAUUACUUUUGGAUUCAACUGCAGAAAUAAAGAUCAUUAUGGGAUAAUGAUGUAUCACAGAAACAGACUCAUCAAAGGUUAUGAGAAAGUUGGAUGUCAGUUAAGGGCAAACAACAUGGGUGUUGGAGUAGUUGGAAUUAUAGAGUGUAAUUUCCUUAAGCCAACUCAUAAUAAACAAGAUUUCGACUAUACUAAUGAGUACAGGCUUACAAUAGCAGCAUUAGGAGAAAAACUGAAUGAUUACUGGAAUGAAAUGAAAGUGAAGAAAAAUGCAGAAUAUCCUCUAAAUUUGCCAGUUGAAGAUAUACAGAAACGUCCUGAUCAGACAUGGGUUCAGUGUGAUGCUUGUUUAAAGUGGCGAAAAUUACCAGAUGGAAUAGAUCAACUUCCAGAAAAAUGGUAUUGCUCCAAUAACCCUGACCCACAGUUCAGAAAUUGUGAGGUUCCAGAAGAACCUGAAGAUGAGGAUUUGGUACAUCCCACUUAUGAAAAAACCUACAAAAAGAACAACAGGGAAAAAUUCAGAAUCAGACAACCGGAAACCAUCCCUCGGAUUAAUGCUGAUCUGUUGUUUCGGACAAUUCCUAUUCCAAGUCAGAACUUUUCUGCUGCAAAGGAAAGUGUUCCAAGAGGACAUCUUUCAGAAGCAGCAAAUUCUUAUACAACACGGCUUAUAAAUAAUCAUCAAGUUUCACCCCAGUCUGAACCUGAGAGCAACAGCCUGAAACGGAGACUUUCUACUCGUUCCUCAAUUUUGAAUGCAAAGAAUAGGAGAUUAAGUAGUCAAACGUUUGAAAAUUCAACUUAUAAAGAUGAUAAUGAUGAUGAAGAUGUAAUCAUCUUAGAAGAAAACAGUACUCCCAAACCCGCAGUUGAUCAUGAUAUUGAAAUGAAAUCAGAACAGAGUCACAUUGAGCAAAGUGUUGUUCAGGUUGAGCUUGUGAGUGAUAAUGAACCUUGUGUCCAGACUAAUUUAACAAGCACCUCAUCAUCCAGGAGUGAUCAGGGAACUACUGCAGCCACCCAGACUGAAGUACCAAGUUUAAUUGUUAAAAAGGAAGAAACUGUUGAAGAUGAGAUAGAUAUAAGAAAUGAUACAGCAAUAUUGCCCUCCUGUGGAGAAGCUGAAGUAAAGAUACAUGAAACCCAGGAAACCUCUGAUAAAUCUGCAGAUGAUGCCAGCUGCCAAUUUAAUAAACUGAGAAAUGAUCUACUUCUGGUUUCCCAAGAAAAAGAACAUUAUAAAAGACAGUGUCAUAUGUUUACUGACCAAAUUAGAGUGUUACAACAAAAGAUAAUAGAAAUGAACGACAAAUAUGUGAAGAAAGAAACUUGCCAUCAGUCUACUGAAACUGAUGCUGUAUUUUUACUUGAACGUAUUAAUGGCAAAUCUGAAAGUUCAGACUUUAUGGUAUCUCAGUAUCAGCAAGCUUUGGAAGAAAUAGAAAGGCUGAAAAAAGAAUGUAGUGCUGUGCAGCAUGUAAAGGCUGAAUGCAGUCAGUGUUCUAAUAGUGAGAAUAAAAGUGAAAUGGACGAAAUGGCUGUGCAGCUUGACAAUGUAUUUAGACAACUGGACAAAUGUAGUAUUGAGAGGGACCAGUAUAAAAAUGAGGUCGAAUUAUUGGAAAUGGAAAAAUCACAAAUUCGUUCACAGUGUGAAGAACUUAAAUCUGAAAUUGAACAGUUAAAAUCUACAAGUCGACAGAUAGCAACAGAUGUUUCAACUUCAAGUAACAUUGAGGAAUCUGUAAAUUGUAUGGAUGGGGAAAGCCUCAAACUUCGAUCUCUUCGAGUUAAUGUAGGACAACUGCUGGCUAUGAUUGUGCCUGAUCUUGAUCUUCAGCAAGUAAAUUACGAUGUUGAUGUAGUUGAUGAGAUUUUAGGACAAGUUGUUGAACAAAUGAGUGAAAUCAGUAGUACGUAAAAUAUAUUCUAUGAAAAAUAAAAAUAUUUGCUCAAUUCUUAUGGUUGUACAGCUCUCAAUUUUGUUUCAUAGAUAUAGGUAAAAGACUGAAGAACCAUAAUAUUUACUGUAUUCUAUGCAUUCAAGUGUGGUCACAAAUAUUGUGGACACAUUAUCAUACCUUUUGAAAUACCUGUGAAUUAUUAGUAGUAAGCAGCUGAAUAGCUAGCUAACUCAUAAUUCUGUUUUGAAUGUAAAUAUUUGAAAUUAAGUCUGCACAUAUUUUUUUAUUGCCCUAGAGUACUUAAGAAUUUUUCACCAGGAGCUUUUCAGGUUGCCCCAAACCUUUGUGCAAUUUUUUUCUGGUUUCCCAAAUUGUAUUUUUCUCUGAAUUGAGGGCUGUGCCAUAAUACAAAUGAGAAUGUUACCUUUCAUUUUAUUGUAAAGGAGUUUAAAUAGGAUUUUUAAAUGCUCUAAUAACGCUUCUGAUAUGGCUGUGAUUAUAAAUGAAUUGAGCAUUAAUGUUUCUUUUCUAUAAAUUCCUAUCUCCUGAGAUAUUUUAUCCAUGAAAAGAUGGUAAGUAGAGACUGACUCCGUUUCACCAGGAUUUUUCUUGUGCUGAGAUUGAGAUUGCCAAUCAUGGUUAGAUACAAAGUGUGUUUUUAUAGAACCAAGAAACAAUCUUUAGUAUUAAAAAGUAUUGAAAAUAUUAAAUGACCACCAAGUUUACUUUGAAGCCCAUUUUUGGCUGUUUAGUCAACAUGGAUUGGGCACAAUAAUUAUUUAAUAUUUCUUUUUGUGAAAUUUCCUGUACAGCUUUUUGUAGGAUUACUAUAUGUUGAUGUGAGUUGAGGAAGACAAUCUUUCUCAAACGAUACUACAUACCUUUUAUUAUAUUACAAACCUAAGUGUUUUAUAUCCUGGAGUUAAGGAACAAACUGCCCUAGGAUUAUAGUAUUACAUGCCAUAAAAUAUUAUGCUUUAUUGUUCCCAUGGUUUGUGCAGUUUUAAAGAGAUGGCUUUCUAUUAAAUAUAAUUAUGUAUAUGUAAUUAAGAAUCAUA